Messenger RNA from Microdochium trichocladiopsis, 1024 nucleotides. RefSeq lists its product as uncharacterized. The annotation marks the transcript as partial. NCBI's taxonomy places the organism in Eukaryota, Fungi, Ascomycota, Sordariomycetes, Xylariales, Microdochiaceae. The record is from RefSeq and is a predicted model, not a curated record. The transcript has a single exon.
UACGACUGUGAAUACGGUUGCUCCAGCACCUGCCGCUACUAUUCAUCUUUACUGCGCCUCAACCUUAUCUCAAAACCUUUCACAGCAACUAACAUGCAUCUUAUAACACCAUUCAUCGCCGCCAUGGCCUUUAUGCCAAGCAAUAUCUAUGCAAGACAUCAUCAUAAACUACUAAGGACCCCCAGCGGAGUCACCGUGGAGCUGAUCAAUACUAACGGCGACAUAUUCUAUCUUCAAGGCUUUUCUGCCAACCAAUCUGUGACUUUGCGGCCUAGUGCUGACUUGGGUUACAUUGGAAAAGUCCGCAUCCCAUUCACUGGAGCUGCAGGGCAAGCCGCCUCGUCAGACCUACAGGCCGACUUCCGAUGCGAGCUUCGUAAUGCUGGCCAGAACAACAACCGAAUCAUCGUCACGCGAGACAAGAGCAUCGACUUCAACUUCGGAGUUGGUAAAGCUUGGACACUUCAGCCUGGCGGGCCUGUCGAGGCUGCUCACUUGCGCGUCACGUGCGAUCCAGCACUGAGAAAGACAGAUCCCGAUCAGCGUGAUGAAAUCCGCGUAACUCUGUCAAAAAGUUCGGAGGAGUUUGCGCGCCAGCUUGAUUUCUCGGACUCGGAGGGUCGAAACGACCAGAGGCAAUCGGUUGGUGGCACUUUCACUCAUGUAGAGCUCUUCGUAGGCCCUGGAGUGGACAAUCAAGCGCUCCGUUGCAAGGCAUUGAACCGCGGGCAAGUCGUGCUGCUCAACCGAGGCAUCAACCUAAACAAGCAAACUUUUGGCGACGGGGGCAACGGGAGGUGGACAGUUGCUGGGGGGCUUAGUGAGAUCGACGAGGUCAUCUGUAGUCCGGCAUUCCGCUAGAGGAAGUCUAAGCACCGACAAGCCUGCUUCUCUACCCUCGACCACAUACCAGCCAUGUCCCAUAGUAUAGAUUUUGAUUUGUAGUAGCUCAUCUUUAUCUGUUAUAUUCUGUCUUCGAUUAAUUAGGAAGUCCAGAGGAAUCUGAAUCACACUAUAAUCCGGA